Dendroctonus ponderosae (mountain pine beetle) is the source of this 9197-nucleotide messenger RNA. Its product is annotated as afadin. Gene Ontology annotation, cellular component: adherens junction. The record is from RefSeq and is a predicted model, not a curated record. The coding region runs from base 288 to 6077 and encodes 1929 amino acids. Gene Ontology annotation, molecular function: cell adhesion molecule binding. Gene Ontology annotation, biological process: regulation of protein localization; signal transduction. The transcript is spliced from 29 exons. NCBI's taxonomy places the organism in Eukaryota, Metazoa, Arthropoda, Insecta, Coleoptera, Curculionidae.
GCAUACCUUGAUUUGUCGUUCGAGUUUCGAGGAAACGUUUGUUCGUGCGGUUACACCUUGUCAAGUUAGGAAAUUCACGCGCAUUUCCACACGAAAAUCGCGGAAAACUUUUACCCAAGUGCAUUAAACUUUCUAUAAGGCUUCUUCUAGGACUUGUUAUCGUUACCGGUGUUGUAAGUGUUGUCUUUACGUGCAAUUUAAGCGAGAAAAGGUGUGUUUUGUUGGUAAAUAAAUGGAUUAAGUGCAAAAACAGUUGUUUGGACGCUGGAAAAACAACAGGGCCCUAGAUGAUCGACAGCACAUCCAGCGAUCGCAGGGCCCUCGAGAGAGAGGCCCUGCGAAAUGUCAUCAACCAAUGGAACGCCAACAGACUUGACUUGUUUGAGCUGUCCGAACCCAAUGAGGAUCUAGAGUUUCACGGUGUAAUGCGAUUCUACUUCCAAGACUCCGGACAAAAAGUGGCAACCAAAUGUAUUCGGGUAGCUAGCGACGCCACAGUAGAAGACGUGAUCGGUACCCUUGUAGAAAAAUUCCGUCCAGAUAUGAGGAUGUUGAGCAUACCCAGCUAUGCAUUAUAUGAAUUGCAUGAAGGGUGUGCUGAGCGGAAAAUGUCGCCCGAUGAGAAGCCUUUACUAGUUCAACUCAACUGGCACGUUGAUGACCGGGAAGGAAGAUUUUUGUUGAAGAAUGUUGAUGACAAAACGAUUGGCUCGAUGGGCUCUCUCGACACAAAUGCAAGUUUUCGAAGGAAAUUGUCAAAGAGGGAGAAAAAACAGUUAAAAAAACAAGAGAAGCUCUCGCGAAUAAAAUGUGAAAACGGUGACGUCAAUGAUGGAAAGGAUAAUGUAACGGAAAAAUUAUACCACGAACUCCCUGAAACGUCAUUUACAAGGUCUAUAUCUAAUCCAGAGGCUGUGAUGAGGCGAAGGCGUCAACAAAAAUUGGAAAAGAAAUUGCAACAAUUCCGAUCAAAAGACGGCGGUCCUGACACGGGUGGAACCUUGAAAAUAUAUGGAGAAGCUCUUUGUAAAGACGUACCAUAUAAAACAUUACUCUUGUCAGUUAGAGAUUGUGCGGGGGCAGUAGUUAGAGAGAUGCUGGAUAAAUAUGGGCUAACGAAAGUGGAUCCGUCCCAGUUUUGUUUAGUACAAGUUACACAGCAGCCUGGCAUACCAGACACGGAAUAUGUUCUUGAUGAUGACGAAUGCCCUCUUAGUAUUCUCAUGACAGCUCCUAACACAGGGUCCAUAAUGUUCCACGUACGGAGACGACCAGCAGAUUGUGCGCCACGUAAACGAAAGAAAAAGCCUCUUAGUGGGGUCAGGGGAGACCAACGGGGCGAUGUCCCUUUUCUUAUGGAAUUGGGGCCAGAUGGACAGGCGCCGCACCCUGCUGAUGCAAAUAAGACAGUUCGAUUGGUUAACGAUGUAAUGGAGGUUGGUUCAGCUAAUGGAAUAGCACUUCAACUGUAUGGUCCCCACAUCCAGCCACGCCACUGCGUUAUCACGAAUGCUGAAGGAGUUACCUCACUCACUCCUUGUCAUGCUGAUGCUCACACCUACGUCAAUGGACAGAGAAUCCAUCAAACUACGAUACUGACCAAUGGUAGCUUAGUGAAAUUUGGAAAUAGCAACACGUACAGGUUUGUAGACCCUGCUCAGGAAGACAGAAUCCGACAUCCUCUUGGAAGUAUUGAUAACCAGACACGAAUAUAUGAAAGCCGAUCACCUCGCGCUCUCAGUCCAACACAAGGCACAGGUUCUAGAGAAAACAUAGAGACCACUUUUGAUAUAGAUGGCAAUGUGGAGACAGUGUCCACUCAUAGUGGCGCUAGGGAGGACAAUCGAUCUUUAGGAUCUGAUAGUCGAUCCGAGAAUAGACUAAGUGGAAUGGAGCGAUACGCAAGAGGUCAAGACCCAAUUUUGCCAGCCGUCUUAGAAUUCCCCGAAGAUCCACAAGAACAAUUUUUGGCCAGAGUGAUAACUCACUUAGAUGUAACAACGCCUACUUUUAGACUGGCACCCGCAUAUACUUUGUAUUUAUGUGCUAGAUACCGAGCAUCGACUCAUUAUAGACCAGAACUGACACCUACAGAGCGAGCCCAUAAAUUAACAUUAGUCCUGCAGCAUGCUGCUAUGUUAAUUCGACACACUGUCCAGGACAGAAGUACUGAGAGCACGUCGCAGGCAUUUUGGUUGGCCAACGCCAGCGAAUUGCUACAUUUUCUAAAAAGCGACCGGCAUGUCAACCCGUUUUCCUUGCAAGCUCAGGACACGUUGGCUGAUGCAGUUCAGUUGGCUUUUAAGAAUUUAGUUGCUUGUUUAACUGACGAACUAAAUUCAGGAAUGGCGUACCUAAUGUCGGUGACAGGAGAUGACCAUCCAAGGGAAGUAAUCAACAUUCUUAGUGGAGCCAUGAAUUUAUUAAGAAAGUGCAGAGUAAACGCUGCUUUAACUAUCCAGUUAUUCUCCCAACUAUUCCACUGGAUCUCGGCCAAGGCUUUGACGAACGUAAUUUCGAAUAGCAAUCUAUGCACUAGAAAUUUUGGAAACAAACUGGCUAACCGUCUACGAAACCUUCAAGCCUGGGCAGAAUCUCAAGGCCUGGAGUUAGCUGCUGAGUGCCAUCUAGCUAAGAUUGUUCAGUGCGCUCAUCUUUUGCAAGCGAACAAAUACACUCCCGAAGAUUUGGCUAAUCUGAGUGCUGCCUGUUUUAAAUUGAACUCCAUGCAACUCGGAGCUUUACUUAUGCAAUACAAAGCUGAACCUGGUGAAAAAAUCGCUUCUCCAUCUCUUGUGGAACAAGCUGCCAAAGCUGCAGAGAGUGUGGCGGAUGAACUGGCGCGCGCUGAGGGUCGCGAGGUUACUUUAUAUGAAGAUCCUGCUCCUCCUUUGCAACUUCUUUUACCUGAUGAUGGAUUUAGCUGUGAUGUUGUGCAAGGGGUCCCACCAGGCCUGGCUGAUUUUCUGCAUCCGCUGAAAGCUGCAGGACUUUGCAGAUUAGCCGCGCAACCAACGAGUUCUGGCCAUUGGACGGUUUACAUGAAAGCUCCAAGACCUCCCAGUGCUCUAAGUACUACUCAACCUGAGGUUCAAGUUAUUCGCCUUCACAAAGCUGGAGGUGGGAUGGGUCUAUCUAUAGUGGCUGCAAAAGGAGCUGGCCAAGAGCGUUUAGGGAUCUAUAUUAAAUCGGUAGUACCAGGAGGUGCUGCUGAUCGAGAUGGCCGACUGGCGGCAGGUGAUCAACUUGUAUCAGUAGAUGGUCAAUCUCUCUUGGGAAUAACCCAAGAAAAAGCUGCAGAAUUCCUAGUUAGAACGGGCAGCGUUGUAACGUUGGAAGUGGCGAAAGGGGGCGCAGUUUAUCACGGUUUGGCCACAUUACUUCAACAACCUAGUCCUACGCCACACAGAGGCCCCAGGCGAAUGUCUGAACGUGACUUGCCUACUCGAGUUGACUCUGAGCGCACUAUUCCCUCAUCCAAAUCCGUUCCUGCAUUGCACCAGAUUCAUUCGACCACACAGGAGCAACAAAGGGCCUCUGGUAGUCAACCAAAUAAUUUCUUAGCUGAUGGGUAUAGUAGAACAUCUUCGAAUAAUAGUAUAAACACUAACAACCCGCCCACUGGACUUUCAAACGGCCCGAUCGGUCCAACAGCCGUACGAAGUCGCUCCACUCACAAUUUGAACCAACAGGAUGGAGGAUUUUAUCAGAAUCUUAGUGUUUAUAGGAAUAAAGAGCCCAGUCCUCAGCAACUAGGUGACAGGACUUCUGCCCUUCGUUCCUCCCAGAAUUCGUUACAAUCAUCUAUAACGUCCCCUCCGAAUUCCCAGCGCCCUUCUUCGGCAUACUAUCCCACCAAUCAAGCGCAGCCCAACUUUAAUCGCCCUAAUCUCCACCAAUCGAUACCAAAUUUGAAAAGUCCACCUUCCAUGCAGCGACUGCAACAAGAAGAUAACGGCCGACUCAGUGGCAGUUAUCCCAAUGUUGGCGGCCCAGGACAACAACAAUAUUAUGGACACCAACUACCUCAAUCACAACAACAGCAGCCUUAUAUUCGACAACCGGCUCAACCAGCUUAUCCAGGCGCUGUCGAUGACCCACUAAAUCGACAGCAAUAUAACUCGUCAUAUGCGAACUCAAGCCAGCCAUAUCCAUCGCCAACGCACAGCAACAGCACAAACUAUUCAGCCAUGAAUAAUGGAACUAACAACUAUUCUCAAGCAAAUAGUGCACAACAACAUGCCAUGUACAAUUCGAGCUUGAACAGUGCUGGUCCUAGCAACGGGCAGAAAUUUGAAGAAAGGGUGGAUCCCCGGAUUGACCAAAGAGGAUAUGCAACACCAAAUACCGGCUUGUUAAGAGAAGAUCUAUUGCGUCAGUCCCAUAACACGCGACAUGAUGAGAUAAUGCGAUACCCAAGCACUAACAACGUUCGCAUUUCAGAGGCACAGAUACAAAACAGCAGAGGCAGUGAAGAUCUCAAUAGGCACCAAGAAAUUCGAAAUUCCAGAAGUGAAGAUGCGCUUAAACAACCUGCUCUUCGGGGUGAAAUGCUGCGCUAUGCUAGCAGUGGCAAUAUACGGGCACACGAUAUAAAUCAACCUUUACGGCCCGGUCAAGAUCAGCAGCACCGCUUAAGUGGCGAGGAGAGGCUAAUGCGAGGCCAAGCAAAAUUAACGGAAAUGGGUGAAGAGCUAAAGAGGAGACAGCAACACCAACAACAACCAUCUCAACCUCGGGUGUUAACCCAAAUGCCCCCCAAUGCAUACUAUCAGCAGCAACAACAGCAGCAGCACUACUACAACAACCAGAUGGCACAAUCCAUGCAAAACCUCUCAAUAAACCCAACCUACCAAAACCAGCAACCGUUACCUGCUGGUUACAACCAAAACUACGCAGUGAACCAGGGCUUCUAUCAAACAUACGGACCCAAUUCUCCAACCUAUCGGCCUCAAAAUAAUUCUCAAAAGCCAGCGAAAAGGCCAGAAUCGCCUCCAGUUCCUCCACCUACCAAUACGCAUCCAUUAUAUUCUCCGACUUCACCGGAAGCUCCCACCACAUACACAGCUUCUAAUCAAGACCCGCCAAAAAUGGCAUUGUAUCCGAUGUCUCCAACUACCAACAGCAAACCUCCAAGAGAUCCGUGGGCGCGAGAAGAACAAGAACGACAACAAGAAGCAAGACGAGAAGUCUCACGGCAAUGGCAGGAACAGCAAAUAAGGGAAUUGAUGACUUUACCUUAUCGGACGCAACAACAGGAGGAGCAGCUCAGGGUGCUACAAUUAGAAAGGGAAUUCCAAAGACGCGCUCAAGAAGCAGCUGGAGAGGACGACGAUGAGACCGAAAAGGAGUCUCCAACGCCUCACAUGCCUCAACCUGUCUCCAGUCAGACCGUGAUAAGUACAGUGCCUUCUACGACAGUUUCCAGUAGACAGGAGCAAACACAGCCUCCUCCGGCUUCAAUUUUGAAACCAGGAGGAAACAAUUCACAAGUUUCGCCUUCGGCUCAAAGCAAUGUUAUCUCGAGGGAAAGUCAUGCCACCAAUCAGCGACCACCUUCACCUGCUGAACCCAUUCUGGCCCCUCCUCCUCCAGAGAGGGGCUCUAGUUUUGCUGUUAUGUCGAUGCGCGGAAAAGAUUCGAAACGCGUGUCAUUUGAUCCAGUGUCGACUCAAAAUAAUAUUCAACAACAAUCGCCCAUACCGACUUCUUUACCAGUGAAAGAGAAUGCAAGGGAGGAUCCAAAUAGCUUCAUUCUUCAGGCAGAAUCUAUGCUGGCUUCCCCCACGACCCCGACGGAUCCCAGUCUGAACGUUGCAACCGCAACACCGGGCGUAAUCGGUGCCCAAGAAGUGUAUAGAGAUCCCAGAGCUAGACGAUUAGCCGAACAACAGAAGAAAAGCCAGAAUGAAACAACCCCAGUGCCAGAAAAAUUGAGUUUUAAAGAGAAAAUGAAAAUGUUUGCAAUGGAAACCGGUGAACAAGAGACGCCGAAAGACAAAAGCAAAAUUAGUAGGGCGCAAAGGGAAAUUGAUAAUCUCGGAUCGCCGCCGCCUAACUCGGGAAUGGUGCACUAAACGGAGUUUUAGUCGAAUAUUAUUGUUAUUUAUUUUCGUAGUUUAAGCGAUAUUCUUUUUAGUUCAGUUGACGCUUUAAUCUAAAACGGCUUUUUAUGGUCAGAUUCGGACUCAUGCAGACCUAGUAAGAGCUGAUUGCAUAUUCCUUUCUACACAUGAGUAUUUGUAUUAUUGGCUGAAUCAAAUUGCAUAACAACGAAAUAUUAGUUUUACAAAGUUAAUAUACAAUCCAAUGUGGGCCUUGACUAGUCACUUUUUUAAUACAAAUACAAAUGUCUGGGUAGGACAACUAAUAAAAAGAAUGACAAACUUUACAAAAACGAUAAAUAAUUCCAAUAAAAAAGUUUCGUUAAUUCUUCAAUUUAUCUGGUAAAUUUUGGAAAUAUUACAAUUGAGAAAAAUGUUAAUGUACCAAUCGUAGUUUUAAUCUCUUCAAUAGCAGCGUUAAUUAUAUUUUAGUCGAUCUUGUUAAACUAGAUGCACUAAAAUGUUCCUUGUAAAGCGAUUAAAAAACUAUUGAGAACCAAAAGUAUUGCAAAGUAAACUGCUAAUAGUUCAGCUAGCUACUUGAAACAUUAUUUUCUAAAGGCCUAUUUUGCCAGAGAAAUUGCUGUUAUUUGCUAACUAAAAAUAUUAAUAAUUGACUGAUAUUACCCUAAUUUGACUCAACUUUAUCUGAAUAGUCAAGUUUUAAUUUUGAUCUUAUCAGCCAUUGAUUUAGGAUAGAUUUGCUGGUAGGAAGUAUAAAAUUAUGCAUCAGUAUUGACAUGAAAUAAUUGUAAAUACGAGAUACAUACAGUUUCUCAUAUUUACUAAUUAUUUUCAAAAAAGAUCUCCUUUGAUAAGAUGUAAUGGGAGUCAGAAGAUAAGCUAAUAUAUAUCUCGAAUAGUUUUGUAAGGCGAUUAAAAACAACACCAAUUUAUUUCAAAAAAUACUAAAUAAUAUCUACUAUACAUAUAUCUAUUACGGAUGGUGCCUAUACAUUUUCUAAUAGAGCAGUACUUUUUUCAUGUGAUGUCUUCAACGUUAUGGGACCUAAGGUUUUUAAGCAGCUAACGAUCUUUAUUACUUGUAUCUAAGGGUAUAAAUAUAUUGAAAAAAUAUGCUGUAGAUGGACCAAAAAUUAGUCUUAUAGAAGUAACAAUUUUGAUCAUAUCUCUCACCCUACCGUCCAUGCUUGAGACCAUGUAGCCAAUUUACAUUUGUCGUUUUUUCCCCUUGUAUUGUAGCCAUAAACUACACCGCAAAUACUAAGAUUCUAAUUUGGAAAUAACAAAAAACGACAAUUGUAAAUCUAUCUCUACGAAUAUCCUACUAGAAUUUAGAGUAUUAUGAACUUGACCAGAUAUUUUAGUAUUUGCACGAACAUCAUUGACUAAUUGAAUUGACUUUACUUAUCAAAUUUGGGUUUAAAUCAACUAAUAAUACUUACCGAAUCGAUUAAUAUCGAAAAUCAUGUACAUAUUGCUUAGUAGUUGUUUGUAUUUUGUGUCUGUUUCAGUGAGCGUUCUUAGAACCUUUUUUAGACACGCAAUGUUCUGUUACAGAUUUAGCUGCUAUUUACAAAAAAAAAUGUCAAAUCACUUCCGUUACAUCAGUGUGCUGUACGCAAUUUUUCAUAGAAAUACUUAUAAACACAGUAAAGCGCAUACUACCUCCUUAUCAAGUGCUUCAACAAUUAGAAGAUUAACCGGGGUUCUAUUGAGUGAAAAAUGAACUGGAAAAAAACGUCCAGUUCAAAUAUUUAAGAAUAUCUCCUCUAUUGUAAAAACAUUUCUAUAUUUUGAGAAGCAGAUGAAAACCAGUUUGUUUUUAUUAAUUGAUUUAUUAUAUUCAUCGAAUCAGUUCGUUAUCGAAUAAUAGUUGAAAGGCAGUGGUAGAUGAGAUGGAAUACAAAUGGCUGUUCAACAAUAUGUCCAUUAUCGUGAUGGAAAAAUUCCUUUAAUAAAAUUCGUCAUUUUCUCUAACCAGAAGGAAUAGCAAGAUUUAACGAAGUUAAGAGAUUUUUGUAAGCGUAAUUGGAAACAGCCUUCAACUAAGUAAGCCUAAACAUAUUUAGGAAGAAGUUGAGCCAGCAGUACCAUUUAACGGUGUCUUAUAAUGAAAUUAUAAAAUACGUCAUUUUAUGAAAUCAAUUCAAUUAGUCGUGCACGUAAUAACGUAGUGGCUUAUAGAAAUAGUGAUUGUUAAAAUGAAGUAUUUGUUAAAAUUUAGACAUUUAUUAUAUUCCAAAUGUAUAUCUACUAUUUAGACAUUCAUAUUUACAUGUUAAAUGCAUAAUUAGAGGAUGGAUGCAUUAGGUUGCAUUAUAUAAGAAACAUUAUUGUUUUGAGAAUUCUUUAUACUGUAUUGUAAUGUUUAUUUCUAUUGAGGCAAAGUAAAUACCUUUUUAGAAAUUGAGAUUACGGCCAUUCUCUUUUACAGAUAAGCAAUAUUACUUUGCACAUAAGGACCAAUUAUUACUCGUUUAUAAUACGAAAAUUCUAUGUAUAGUGUUUCAAUGUAAGUGAUUACUUGUAUAACAUACGAUGCUAAAAUAAGUGUUCUAGUUUUUGUUCCGAUUUUUUAGUUAAGUUAAGAUAAUUAUAAACUAGACGAGAACUAAAACAUUUAUUAUUAAAAACAAGCUAGCAUAGAGCUUUGAUUUACAUUUUGGAAUUCUCCCUCAUGUGAUGAAGCUAUCUAUAUCUAGUUCGGUACUAUCAUGUUAUACAAUAUUCCGGAUGUUUCUGCACUGUAUAAAUAAUUAAAAUACACAGUUGUCAAUAAUUAAGAAAUUGGCAUUAUUUGUACGAACUCUGUAUUCAAAAGCAUUCCCUAAAUUCUUAAACUUUUUUAUGUUUUUUGUAUUAUAAAUAGCAUUAAGUUUGAUUUAAGUUUCUACACUUUAAAACCUCACCUUAUUUAUCUAAGCAAUAUGUAUUUAUGUCAAUAUUUAGUGGAGUUCUGUACAUAAGCAUACAAAGAAUGUAUAUUGUACUAAACGUAGAAACUUACUGAAAUCUUUGCGUUUAUGAUUUAGGAAUAAUAUAUUAAAAUAAGCAAAAUUAUGAUCUGUUGAAUUAUGUAAUACUUAUCUAUUUCUUUCAAAUAAAUAAAUUAAGAAUGUAAAAAUUAAA